UUUAGAUAACCAAGAAGAAACUAAAUUUUGUAUUCAUUGGGUAUUAUAUAAUAUUGGGUUGUAUUUAAUGUCACAAUUUGUGGGUCUUGCAAAAUUUGUCCUACCAUGUUGGAGAUUUUUGGCCCUUUUUUUUGGGUUGUAUAAAUAGGAUUACAGUGUUUGCAACUUUUUUUGUUUUUGUUUUUUUUUUUUUUUUUUUUACAGUGAUUUCAAAUUUUCGUAUUCAUUUUUUGAUUAACAUCCCAUUACCUGUAGCUAUUUUGCUAUUUUGAUUUGAUUUAUUGUCCUUAAUGAGCCUUUAUGCUUUGAAUGUGGCAAAGUGAGACCCAUGAAGUAGAUUUUUUUUUUUUUUUUUUUUUGCUAUGAAAUUUGUUGUUCUAAGUCUCAAUCUUGUUAGUUAUCAGUGUGAUGUUAUUGUCAUCUGUAUUUUUCCAAUGUUUUGAAGCUAUUCUGCAGCUGUAGGAGAUAAUAUAAGCUCAGGUUACUUGUGAGGAAUUUCAGUUACUCCUGAACUCAACUCGCUCGGUAAAUCAAGCCAUGGCCUCCUGCAGCAGAAAGAAGAAAUCGGAGAGCGACAGUUUUCUCGCCGAUGUGAGGGACCACAUCGACGAAUUCAUUCAUGCAUCAAUGGAUGAGCACAAAAGUUGCUUUCAGAAGACCAUCCAGAAGAUGUUCGGAAUGUCGAAAGUUGUAGCGGAAAGAGCGGAAAGAGCUUCUGAGACGAAGGAAAUCGAGAGCUCUCUGCCCCUUCGGACAACUGUUUCUCAGUAGGAAACUAUCUAGAAUUAGGUUAGCGGCAUCUUGUGAGAUCUCAUCAAAUCAUCAAUGCAAUAAUCAGAUUAUCUUAGAUGCUUUUAAUCUCUUUUUCUUUUCGGGUAUCAUACAUGGAAUAUGUGGGGAUUAAGCAAAUAAUGUAUGCAACUGUGUUUGUUUUAAUCGACAAAACUGCGAUAGUGCCUCGCCGAUCCAAAUAAUCAA
Molecule: messenger RNA, 978 nt
Organism: Ananas comosus (pineapple)
Lineage: Eukaryota; Viridiplantae; Streptophyta; Magnoliopsida; Poales; Bromeliaceae
Exons: 3
Coding region: 538-771 (77 amino acids)
Source: RefSeq, a predicted model, not a curated record